Trichoderma aggressivum f. europaeum is the source of this 282-nucleotide messenger RNA. RefSeq lists its product as uncharacterized. The record is from RefSeq and is a predicted model, not a curated record. The coding region runs from base 1 to 282 and encodes 93 amino acids. NCBI's taxonomy places the organism in Eukaryota, Fungi, Ascomycota, Sordariomycetes, Hypocreales, Hypocreaceae. The transcript has 2 exons.
AUGGCUGUCACACUGAACAACACGACGGAUGCGACCUUCAAGAUCAAUGGUUAUCAAGAGUAUCUUCAUAACCCUCCCCAGGAGAUCAACCCAGGUGACGAGGCAGAGAUCAAAUACACACCAGGGAAGCCUACCGUGAUAUAUUGUAUCGACGAGGAGAUAAGGGGCCAGCUCGUUGUCGAGGUUGGCAACAGUUCUCAGGGAAAUAAGCUGUGGGGAGAAGGAUUGUUUCAACUUCAAAUGAGCGGGCGGGCGGAGACUUGGGAUAUUGUGACCAACUGA